Messenger RNA from Jatropha curcas, 2831 nucleotides. NCBI's taxonomy places the organism in Eukaryota, Viridiplantae, Streptophyta, Magnoliopsida, Malpighiales, Euphorbiaceae. The record is from RefSeq and is a predicted model, not a curated record.
AUGACGAGCUUGAGUAAAUUUGCUGUUGCUUUUUCUUUAAAAUGCAUAAUCUUCAACCUCCUGCUGGUGCAGCUGAGCCUCCAAACUCUCUAGCCUCCAAAACUCUUCUCCAUUGGAGGGACAUGAUACAGAUUAUCCUUGCCUUUGUUUACCAGUUCAAGGCAAAUAUGCAUGGACCCUCAAAUCUGAUUUGAAGCUCCUGGAACGAUUUCACUCCAUUUCUGCAAUUGGGAAGGAUCACAUGUGGCCGCAAAUAGAAGAGUGACCGUUCUUCAUCUUCAAUCUAAAGGCGUUCUAGGUGGUUCUCUGUCUCCUGUUGGUUCUCUGUCUCCUUACGUAGGAAACAUGAGUUUCCUUAGGAAGCUUAGCCUUCCAAACAACGACUUGCAAGGUGAAAUCCCACCUGAAUUCGGCUACUUGUUCAGGCUUCAAAUUCUAGAUCUUGGCAACAACUCCAUUGAAGGGAAAAUCCCAGUUGAGUUGUCCAACUGCUCUAAUCUUCAGGGUCUUGCGUUACCGCGCAACAAACUAGCGGGAAGUAUUCCAUUUCAGCUUUCCAGUUUGUCUAAACUUACUGCACUUUUUAUUCACAAAAAUUAUUUGAAUGGAACCAUUCCACCUUCCUUGGGCAAUCUUACCUCAUUGGAAAUCUUAGGUGCAGCAGGAAAUUUCUUGUUUGGAACUAUUCCUGAUACCCUUGGCCAGCUCAAGCAUUUGUCAAUUUUUGAUAUUUCAACAAAUAAACUCGCAGGUGUAAUUCCUCCUGCCAUUUAUAAUAUUUCAACCAUCACCGGUUUUUCUGUGUACGAGAAUCUACUUCAUGGAAGUAUUCCAUCAAAUAUUGGCCUUCUCCUUCCACAACUUCAGUUCAUACAGAUAUGGGGAAACAAUUUUAGUGGUUCCCUUCCGGUUUCGUUAUCAAAUGCUACGAAACAGAUCGAUUUAUCACUUAACAACUUCAUUGGAAAAGUAGAUGUUCACUUUGAAGCCCUACCUUUACUGAGUUUCUUAAUGUUGGGUGGAAACAGUCUUGGAAGCAAAGAAGGUGAUGAUUUGAAUUUUAUUACCUCUUUGCUCAAUCAUAGCCAUUUGAGUGUAUUAGAUUUGGAGCAUAAUAGGCUAAAUGGAAUUUUGCCGAAUUCGAAAGCUAAUCUAUCUUCAUCUCUCCAAUUUCUCUCUCCAAUUUCUAAUAUUGGGCAUAAUCAAAUAUAUGGAACACUUCCUCAAUGGCUUUUUACUCUUGUUAGCUUAACAACAAUGAGUAUAGAAGUUAACCAAAUUACAGGUACUAUUCCCAUGGAGAUUGUUAAUCUUGAAAAUUUGCAAUUGCUAAUUCUUGAUCAUAAUAGAUUAUCAGGACCAGUUCCAUCAUCCAUAGGCAAUCUAUCAUCAUUGAUUCGGCUUCAUUUGCAUAACAACAAUUUUCAUAGUACCUUACCUUCUAAUCUUGAAAAUUGGCGUAACAUGUUGUUCUUGGAUCUUUCUAGAAGCAACUUCAUUGGUUCCAUUCCUAAACAGCUUUUUUCUAUCCCUACCAUGCUAGUUUCAAUAAAUUUAUCUCUAAACAACUUCGAAGGAACACUUUCAUCAGAAAUUGGCAAUUUGUUCAAUUUGAAUGAAUUCUCUUCAGAGCACUUACUUGGUAUGGGAAGCGUUGGUACUGUCUAUAAAGGAAAUCUUGAGGAGAAUGGAGGAUUCACUGCAGUAAAAGUAGUCAACUUUCAACAACUGGGUGGUGGAAAGAUUUUCAUGGCUGAAUGCAAAGUCUUGCAAAAUAUACGUCACAGAAAUCUUGUGCCAAUCAUAACUUCUUGCUCGAGUAUAGAUUUUCAAGGAAAUGAUUUUAAAGCACUUGUUUACGAGUACAUGCCAAAUGGGAACCUCGAAAAGUGGCUGCAUCGAUCUGGGUUCUGAAAUGCACAAUCAGCCAAUUGAGCAACUAAGAAUAAACCCCUUCUUCAAAGAUUGAAUAUUUCGAUAGUAGUGGGGAAUGCACUAGAUUAUCUUCAUCGCGUGUCUGCCACGAUCCAAUCAUUCAUUGUGAUCUUAAAUCCAAUCAUUCAUUGUGAUCUAAAGCCAAGUAACAUCCUUCUUGACAAUGAUAUGGUUGCUCAUAUUGGAGAUUUUGGUCUAGCAAAAUUUCUCCCUCAACUGAUGAAUCCAGUUCAAAGUAGUUCUCUUGGUGUAAGAGGAACAAUUGGCUAUACCGCUCCAGAAUAUGGUUUAGGAAGUGAGCUAUCAACAAGUGGAGAUGUUUAUAGCUAUGGAAUCCUUUUGUUGGAGAUGAUGACAGGAAAAAAACCUACUGAUGGUAUUUUUGCAGAAGGUCUUAACCUUCACAAUCACAAUUUUGCUAGAAUGGCAUUACCUGAUAAUGUGUUGGAGAUUGCAGACCCAGCACUCUUGCAAGAAGAUGAAGGUGUAAUGGAAGGAAGGAAAGUUGGAUGCUUAAUUGGCAUAAUUAAGGUUGGGGUUUCAUGUUCUAUUGAGUCUCCUCAUGAUAGAAUGGACAUGGGUACUGCAGUCAGCGAGUUGCUUUCAAUUAGAAAUAAUUAUGUGCGAAUUAGAAAAACAGAGCCUUCCAUGCAUAGAAAAUCAUGAAGCUGAAAUCUGAACAAGUGAAAGCAGCUAAAGGAGCAGUUUCAUUUGGAUUUUCUUGUAAUUUGGAUGGUGAAGCUUUCUGUAACCUUUGAGGUUGUUAAUCUAUUUGAUAAUUUUUUUUUUCUUUUCAUCGUAAGUAUAUAUUACUGCACAUUAAACCUUUUUACAUAGAUUUUGCUGGUUCAAGCUUAACUACUUAAACAGUCCAAUGAAGAGCUUAAUUUUUUAAA